Messenger RNA from Austrofundulus limnaeus, 1054 nucleotides. It is a transcript of the gene imp4, whose product is annotated as IMP U3 small nucleolar ribonucleoprotein 4. The record is from RefSeq and is a predicted model, not a curated record. Gene Ontology annotation, biological process: rRNA processing. Gene Ontology annotation, cellular component: small-subunit processome; nucleolus; Mpp10 complex. Gene Ontology annotation, molecular function: rRNA primary transcript binding; snoRNA binding. NCBI's taxonomy places the organism in Eukaryota, Metazoa, Chordata, Actinopteri, Cyprinodontiformes, Rivulidae.
CAGUCGGUCUUUUAUUUUGAAAGGCUCAAGAAUCAGUACCGGACAUUUUCAUUGGCUCCGUUGUUCAGCCAAUGAAAUGCGUUCUUGUUUACGCGUUUUCCUCUCUCUACACGUGAGUAGUGCCGAGCCGAUCGCUGAAAUUAGCUUCUAGCAUCAUGCUUCGCCGCGAGGUGAGACUGAGGCGGGAGUAUCUGUACAGGAAGGCACAGGAGGACAGGCUGCGGACAAUAGAAGAGAAGAAACACAAGCUGAAGGGCGCGCUGGAGGACAAUUGCCUCCUUCCAACUGAGGUACGCAAAGAAGCUCUGCAGCUGCAGAAACUACUGGAGUAUGAUGACGAAGGGGCAGAAGGAGUCAGCUCACAUGUGGAUGAUGAAUAUAAAUGGGCUGGAGUGGAAGAUCCUAAAGUCAUGGUCACUACAUCCAGAGACCCAAGCUCCAGGCUGAAAAUGUUUGCAAAGAUGGCCUGGUUAUAUGCCACUUGCCAUUUGGGCCCACAGCCUAUUUCACACUCUACAAUGUGGUAAUGAGGCAUGAUGUUCCUGACAUAGGCACCAUGUCUGAGGCCUACCCCCACCUCAUUUUUCACAACUUCACCUCACGACUCGGGAAAAGGGUAUCGAAUAUCCUCAAGUAUCUUUUUCCUGUGCCCAAGGAUGACAGCAGGCGUGUCAUCACAUUCGCCAACCAGGAGGACUUCAUCUCUUUCAGACAUCACACCUACAAGAAAACAGACCAUAAGAAUAUAGAACUGACAGAAGUUGGGCCCAGGUUUGAGAUGAAAUUGUAUAUGAUCAAACUUGGCACCUUGGAGAAUGAGAACACAGCAGAUGUYGAGUGGCGUCACCAUGCAUAUACGCACACGUCUAAGAAAAGGAGGUUCCUCAGUGUACAAUAGGACAAAAUGAAUAAAGUGUACACGACUAUCAGAAAGUCCUCUUUCUGGAAGUGUUUUAUAUUUAACCAGUGGGGUUUGAUAAAAGAAGUUUAAGUAAUUGAAGUGUAUAAAAUACUCACCAGUAAAGUGUAUUUUUAGUGAUUGCAAAUUGGGGGG